GACGACGACAAUUCCACCACCGGGUUCAGGCACACAGCCGCCUCGGAUCUCUGCUUCUCUUCUCUCCUGCAUCCUCAUUACCAUCACGCUUGUCCUUCUUUGUCUCUUUCUCAUCUAUUCUCGCUCUAGGCACCAUCAACAGCGGCGACGACGCCCCGAACGAGCAUUUGAAGUUCAUUGCUGCUCUAGCCGCCGCCUCCGCCGCCAACAUCAACUUGCGGCCAAUUGUCAGCGAUCCGCGAUCGGCUCAGCCCCUUUUAUUUUCUAGUACUUCGCAACGCAACCUUCUCUCACGGCCUGGCCUGCCAAAGGUCUUCUUUGCUGCCUCACAACACAUCCAUGCAAUAGGCUCAUUCGAACCGAUCGCACUCGCACCUCCUGUCGUCGUCUCAGCAGCAUGGCGUCGGCGGACGGUGCAGCGAGCAGUAGCGGCUACAUGCCUGCCGCGCCCUCGCCUUCAGCACCACGGCGUCGAUCGAGGCGCUCACGAGCGGUCGUCAUCGCUCUCAUCGCUCUCGCCCUCUCGACAAGCGGCGUGGAUGCCACGGAUCUGCGGUACAAUACCCAUCGCCCUUCAACGUCGUCUCUCGCUGCGAUUCCCUUUUCACCGCGGCGGCGCGACUCCCACUUCCCGCCUCCUGCCCAUGCGCUGGGAGGCAAGAGGCCACCAGCGCAGCCUACAACGGAUCCCAUCUACUUUUCAUCCUCGCACUCUUUGAUACCCACGAAGGAGCAAGACAAGGUGGGAAAGGGGUCGAUAGCCGGCGGCAAUAACGGCAAUGGUAGUGGCCAGGGGCCGAGCAAGGGCAAAGGCAAAGAGCAGCAACAGAUUCCACCGCCAGACGCCUUUCCAUACCUGACAGACAUCGGACUGCGGCACAAAGUUCCGUUCAAGUCGGGCAUGCCCCAGGCCGGCAGCUCGUGGAACGAUGCCGGGCUGCGGCCUAAUGUUGAUCCGAACAUGCCCAGCGAGCGUCGGCCAGAGAGGAAGUCGACGCGAAAGACCGGGGCCGCGAAGAGUAGCGACCAUGGAGGCUUCCGCGACGAUACGCAAGCGUCCCCACCCUCCUCUGCCUCAGGUGGCGAGGACGACGAGGCUGGCCACUCACAUUCGGAUCGCUGGACGCUCAAGGCGGAAGACCCCACACAUUCUUCGUCAAGCGACGCAGAAGCAGUCGCUCUCGCCGAAGAGUGGUCGCAGCAACCAUCACCUCCGCCACCGCCAGGCACAGACCCAUCCUCCUUAGCUGCCCAACCUGCCCUACUUCGGCUGAGCAGCCAGCUCCUAUCCUCCUCCAAGCAGGUCUGGAAAUGGAUCGCCUCUGCUUCCAAAAAUGAUCACGAUGGCAUAGCGCUCACGAUGCUCAAGCCAAAAGUGCAUCGCCCCUACAUCUCACGCCUGCCACUGAUCCCAAACGACUCCAAGCGGGACUUGGUCGCCACAAUUGUGGGGAGUCUGGUCCUCUUUACGAUUCUGGCCAUGCUGUGGAACUCGCGCGUGUCGGAGGAGGAGUUUGUGCGGGUAAAGAGGAUAAAAGAGUUCGGAAAUGCGAGCAGGAGCCCUGAGAUGUUGGCUACCUUGUUUGAGGGUGGAGAGGGGGAGGAGGACGGGGGCUACAGACGCGGCGAAGGAGCUGCGUCGGUUGCGUACUCGAGCUCGGCGGCGGGAAGAAGACGGAGGAGGGCUGCGACUGCUGGUGGGGGACGACGAGACCCGGAUGGCAGUGGAGAUGAGAGCGAUAGUGAUGCGACGCUUCUAGCUGGGACAAUAGCGCCGAGUAGACGGCCGAAGCCCAUGAGCAGAUCCAGCGCCGAGGCCAUCGCGAAGAGAAAUCGAGGCAGCGCAGGUUGGCUGGGAGGCUGGCUUGGCGGAUGGGGUUCAUCACAGCAGCAACGACGACGUGCGACUCGCAGCGAUGGGGCCAUCGCCCUCCCACUUCUUGCACGCAGCAGUAGCGGUGACGCGAGUGGAAGUAGCUGCGCCUCCACGCCGCGCCCACCUCACUUCAUCUUCGAGGAUCGCGACUUCGAAACACAAGGCGGAAUUGCCUCCGCCUCCGCUUCUGUCACUCCGACGGGGCGUCGCUGGGGACUUCCGACGCCUUCGUCUUUGCAGUCAGCGCUGGCUGCUGCAGCUUCCGCCGCCUCGGGGGCCGUCCCGUCUACACCGACGUCGACGCUCCCCUCGACUUCUUCCUCCCUGGCAUCGACUCCGAGCACAAAUGCAGGCGCUAGCGAUUCAGGGUUCCUCGGCAAGACGUCCCGCCCUUUUCGCUCCCUGACUCCGCAGCCUCCACAAACGCAACGGCAGCGCGAGCGUGAACGUUCGAGGGAGCGAAGGAAGCAACGCCAACAACAGAGCGGGAGCGACGAAGCUGCAGCAGCAAUGGCGAACCUCAGCGACCUCGAGGAUGGCAAAGCGCCCAGCGCAACGGCGCACAGGUGGGGCAAUAUCAUCGACGAAGAUGGCGUGCCACUGCGCAGUGCCAGUGCGAACUCGCAUCGAAGCUGGGCUUCCUCCCUCAGGCCGUGGGGUGCUGUGGCGAGUGGAAGUGGGAGCACGAGCAGCAGCUUGGAUGGGUUACCGUCCUUAUCGAGCCUCACGCCGGACGAGCCGCUCAAGAGGCCGGGCUACCGCUGGGCCCCCUCCUCGUCGUCAACCAGCGAGAUACAGCAGACUGGCGCGACGAGCGGCGCUACUGGCGGAGGCGCACAGCUCGAGUCGGUGAUUGCUGUACCUCCCCCCGGCGGCGAGUGGCAGCAUACCAACGGCGAUGGAGCAGCAUCGGCGGCUCGGUGGAAAGGGAAGGGAAGGGAUGUGUGAAAGCGGCAGAGGCCGUUACUCUCACGUCGCUGUACAUAGCGCAUACUCCACUCUCUUCACCUAUCCGCUGUACAUAGCUUGUACAUAGCCGCCAUCUGGCCUUUUCUCUUUGACCUUUCUUGAGGCAGCACCUCUUCGCAGUAGCAGCAGCUUCUUGUUGAUGAUAUCACCAUCUAUUUAGCACAGCGCGUUCGAGAGUGGCGAAAUCGCUUGUCUCUGGCGGCCGGAAGACCUCUUGUCAGGGC
This is a messenger RNA of Jaminaea rosea, 3069 nucleotides long. RefSeq lists its product as hypothetical. The transcript has a single exon. The record is from RefSeq and is a predicted model, not a curated record. NCBI's taxonomy places the organism in Eukaryota, Fungi, Basidiomycota, Exobasidiomycetes, Microstromatales. The coding region runs from base 398 to 2824 and encodes 808 amino acids.